This is a messenger RNA of Penicillium canariense, 1560 nucleotides long. RefSeq lists its product as uncharacterized. The transcript has 3 exons. NCBI's taxonomy places the organism in Eukaryota, Fungi, Ascomycota, Eurotiomycetes, Eurotiales, Aspergillaceae. The record is from RefSeq and is a predicted model, not a curated record. The coding region runs from base 1 to 1560 and encodes 519 amino acids.
AUGACCCAGCUCCGCAAGAGUUAUUUCUGGAGUCCUUCAACGUGGAAACUUCGUUUGAAGCAUGGAAGUCGUACCCAGUCAACGACCAGCACAGCUGAGGAAUUUCAUUCCGCGCAUUCCUUCAUCCUUAACAACCAUAUCGACCCAAUGAAGAACCCCGUCGAGGAGCGAAGCGAGGCCGUCCCCAGAUACUCCUCCUCUGUAUACUCGGAGCAUGAGGACGCCUGCUCCCCAGUUCUUCGCCUCUCUAACAAUAAGAAUAAGAAAGAGGACCUGACUGGAUGCCUGAAAAGAAAGAUGAAAAGCUUGACGGCCCCCAACCAGAUGGCGCCAAACCGACGCCACUCUCGUCCGUACGCGGUGAGCAGCGGUGAAUGGGUUUUGGUACCAACUACCGAGUCCUCUCUGGGCCGGAUAGGGCAGGUGCUGUCCCUUGAUGAUCUAACUGAGAUGCAAUUCUCGUACCAUUUUGAUACAGCACUCAAGGUGUUUAUCAAGGUUUAUGCGAUGGCCAAAGUGAUGGAGGUCGCUUUCUUGAGCUACGGUUGUGAGCUUGAUAACGCUGAGACAGGCCUGCAGUACUGGAUCAAGCAUGCAGAGGCAGAGGUCAGAACCAAUUCGCUUGCUGUCCUAAUUGAGGUCGUGGAGAAUCUUUUUUACGCCCUCUAUUCCCGAGUGAUCAUCGAAAUGGCUGGCAUCGAACUGUGUGCUCUCUUCAAACUUCAACUGCGGCCGGCAGUAGGCUCUCGACAGUUCUUUCUUCCCGACGCGAAUCAUAUGUACCGGCUCUUGCUCGCCUGCAAGGACAACCUCGACGACACCAAUGUCUGUGAGUCGCUACAGGAAGGGGUUGUUCACCAGUGGCAGGAAGGCUUUCUCCGGCGUCUGGCUCUCAAGGAGAUCGAGAAAGGGUUCAACCCUGAUGACAUGCUAGGAUACCGUCGAUUUGCGCAGAGCAUCGUCUCUGAUCCCACCUGUGCCUACGUGGCCAAGUGGCGUUCCCUCGUUCCUUUCUUCGACACCAUCCCGAGCGAGAUCCUGGCGGUCAUGUCCGAGAAAUGGUUCACCGUUCUGCCCAAGGUUGUCCUUCCCGAUGACGUCCCCUCCGGCCAACUCCCCUUCGUUGACCUCAAGCGUGCCAACCCUAUGCAGUGGGAGAAGGAAAUCAUUCUGGACUACCGCCUCGCAACACUGGGUAAGCUGGAAGGUAGAUCGAUUGGAGAGGAGCGUCGUGACGACCCGAAGAUUCGACUUCUGAGCCUGGCCAGGUGUCGCAAGUGUAUCUGCACGUCCGUCUGCUUGUGCUCUUGGGCGUGCACCUACCGCGUUAAGAGCGCGUGUCCGUGCUCUGAACGACACGUGCGCAUCAUGAUGGCCCGUCGCUGCAAGGAAACCGGACCAUUUGACUUCACCAUCCGUGCGAACACGGCUGCUCGCGCCUGCUGGGAGGGCCUCGCAAUGCUUCGACGUGACGUGAAAGACGACACGAUCCUCCUUGAGUGGAGGGAGGCGUUCGAAGUCUUCGAGUUGACGAUUCAGAAGGAGCGCUGGGCUGAUUGA